Rotaria sp. Silwood2 is the source of this 1560-nucleotide messenger RNA. The record is from the annotation of a GenBank genome assembly. NCBI's taxonomy places the organism in Eukaryota, Metazoa, Rotifera, Eurotatoria, Philodinida, Philodinidae.
AUGACUCACUCAAUGCACAAUGCUACUGAACGAGUACUGUCUGGUACUAAGAUUUUCUUCAAACGACUGACUCGUCGUAAACCAAUGAUAACAUUACAAGCUGAAAUUGAGACACGAAAUGAAUUGAGACGUGAUCUAAGUUGGAUUCAAUUACUUGCUAUAGGUCUUGGUGCUAUUAUUGGUGCUGGAAUAUUUGUAUUAAGUGGACAAGCUGCAGCAAAAUAUUCUGGUCCAUCAGUCAUCAUUUCAUUUGUUAUAACAGGUGUUAUUGCGCUGUUGGCAUCUUUAUCAUAUUCAGAAUUAGGAGCAAUAAUGCCUAGUUCUGGAUCAGUUUACACUUACACUGAUGCAGCCUUGGGAGAAUACUUGGCAUGGUUUACUGGGUGGAAUUCUGCACUACUUUAUCUAUUCGCCGUUUUGACAGUGACAGUUGCUUGGAGCAAGCAUGUCGUUCUAUUUGUUGAUCUUGUGUCUGAUUACAAUGCAUCAAGCAUAAUUGUCCAAGCACCAGUUGGUUGGGACGAAGACACCGAACAUUUUUAUUUGACUGGUCAAGCGAUAAAUUUACCUGCCGUUGGAAUCACUAUUGCUAUUACAAUUCUUCUUCUUAUUCGAACUCGUCAAAUGGCUAUAUUCAAUCUUGUGUUGGUUGUAUUUAAAAUUAUUCUACUCUUAAUAUUCAUUUUUGCAUGUUGUAAUUAUGUCAAUCGCAAUAAUUAUAAUCCAUUUUUUCCACCUAAUAAGGGUUCGUUUAGUGAAUAUGGAGUAACAGGCAUGCUACAAGCAUGCACUUAUGUUUUCUUUGCACAUGUGGGUUUUGAUUCAAUUUCAACAGUAGCACAAGAAGCAAGGCUACCACAGAGAUCGCUACCAAUUGCUAUAAUCGGCUCAACAGUUAUUUCACUACUUCUUUAUAUUGGCAUAUGCACUGUUAUGGUUGGACUUGUUCCAUACGAGUUAUUAAAUUCAGAUAGUCCUCUUUCUCAAGCAAUAAAAGCUACACCUUACGGUCUUUGGUUAUUAAUUGUCAUGAAUCUAGGUGCUAUCGCUAGUCUUACAACAGUAGCAUUGACGGCGAUGCUCUCAGAAACUCGAAUAUUUUAUGCAAUGGCUCAUGAUGGUAUAUUUUGUGCUGUUUUUUCGGGUAUCUGUCCAGUAGAUAUUCUUGGUGAAACAACUUCAAUUAGCGCCCUAAUAUCAUAUAUAUUCGUACAUAUUACGGUCAUAGUCAUGCGCUACACACAUAGAGAUAUGCAACGAACUUUUGAAGUGCCAUUUGGUUCAUGGCUAAUUCCAACUAUAGGUUCUUUACUUUGCAUACUUCUUAUGAAAGGUGUAACAAAAACAACAUGUUAUCGAUUCCUUGUAUGGACAGCAUUAGGUCAAAUUAUUUAUUUUUCUUAUGGUUUUUGGCAUUCUAAACGACGAAAUUUAAUAGAAAAUGGAUUUGUUGGAAGUACGAUUGAGCUUGCACCUACAGAAGAAAGUAUUGAAAAAGAAAAUACUAAUGAUGGAUUUGAAUUGGAUUUAGCCGGUGAAAAUGCUGAAAGUACAGAAUAA